Molecule: messenger RNA, 1272 nt
Organism: Musa acuminata subsp. malaccensis (wild Malaysian banana)
Lineage: Eukaryota; Viridiplantae; Streptophyta; Magnoliopsida; Zingiberales; Musaceae
Source: RefSeq, a predicted model, not a curated record
AUGCAGUCAGUGGCAUGGAUGGACGAAGCUGGCAAGUCCUUUUUACCUUAUAUGGCUCUUCUGCAGGAGGGCAUUCCUCCAACCGAAUUUGAUGCCUGGAUCUUGGCCUGUGGGUGUGGGAUACAAAGUGCAAGCAGUUUACAACUUGCAGAAAAUGAAGUUCCAAUCUCACAACAGCCUUUUCUAUAUCCAGUUGUGUCUAGACUUCAAAGAAGCAGUGCAAGUUUUCUUGCUGUUCAGGAAACAUUUUUAUCAGGAAUGGGGCCAUUUGCAACACCUGCUAGCAUAUUAGAUAUCUAUGCGUGCAAUGGUCGACAUAGGCUGGAAGCCUUUGAGAGACAAAUAGAGUUCACUGCUAGGGAACGUGGGAAUGCAAAUGUGAAGUAUGGAUGGUAUGGCUCAACAGACAACCGCAUAACCGAAGCUCUUAUAAAUGGUUUUGGCCACAGUGGGAGGCUCAGUGAAGUAGGAGUUCUAGGCACUGGCAUCUAUUUGACACCUCAGGAUCGUGCUUUUGCCAGCAUUAGACUCUGUGAAGUGGGAAGUGGAGUACAACAUAUGCUGCUUUGCCGGGUUAUCAUGGGGAAUGUAGAGCAAGUCCGGCCAGGAUCAAAGCAAUACUGCCCUAGAAAGAAAUAUGAUAUGGGUGUUGACAAUGUUCUAAAUCCAAAGUGUUACAUUGUGUGGUCUACACAUCUGGACAAAUAUAUCUACCCAGAGUACAUGGUCCGUUUUGCACUGCCCUCAAGAAACAAGGAGUACUUGUGUGGACUAAAGGAUAUAAGGUUCCAUGUGGAAGAUCACAAGGCUUGGUAUGAAUUAGCGGGGUCAUUAGAACCUUUUGCACUGCUGUAUGUAGAACUCCAUGAGAGGAUAGCUCCUUGGGCUAGGAGAUUGUUUCUUCAUUAUCUUAUGGAGUUUAAGGUAUGUCACGAGAAUUUUGGGUUGAAAUUUGAAUUAGCCUUUUCUUUUUUCCUUUUUUUAAGGGAGAUACUGGUUUCUUUGACAGAGGGAUAUAAUAACUCGAGAACUUCUAAUCAUGAAAAUGGGUUCAUUUGUUCAAGAACUGCUGCCAGCACCUGAAACAGCCACAGGAAGAGGGAAUGAUCAUAUGGCAUCUUCCAUCAUUCCUGGUAACACUUUUGGACCAGGAAUGGAGUCUACUUCAGCAAUGAUGUGUAGGAUUACUUUUCUUGCAAUGGCUACAGAAAACAGAAGUACUGGAAUGACACAGCCUGGUGAUUCUGCUUCAAGACAGUAGCAAAAUCAUGG